AUAACCAAGAAGAAGCAGAGUUGCUGAGUGGUUAAAUAGCAGCGAGCGCGCGGCGUAGCCCUUAUCCCAACAACAUGGACAACUUGCGGAUGAUGAAGGAACAUCGUUCCCAGAUCAUAAUCGGCGGCAAAUAUCGGGUGAUACGCAAGAUCGGCAGCGGCUCCUUUGGCGACAUCUAUCUGGGCAUGAGCAUCCAGAGCGGCGAGGAGGUGGCUAUCAAGAUGGAGAGCGCUCAUGCCCGGCAUCCCCAGCUGCUGUACGAGGCGAAACUGUAUCGUGUGCUGAGCGGAGGCGUUGGAUUUCCGCGAAUCCGUCAUCAUGGCAAGGAGAAGAACUUUUACACUUUGGUCAUGGAUCUGCUCGGGCCAUCGCUGGAGGAUCUGUUCAACUUUUGCACGCGCCACUUUACCAUUAAGACCGUACUGAUGCUGGUCGACCAGAUGAUCGGCCGUCUAGAGUAUAUACAUCUCAAGUGUUUCAUUCAUCGCGACAUCAAGCCGGACAACUUUCUGAUGGGCAUCGGACGGCAUUGCAACAAGCUGUUCCUCAUUGACUUUGGCCUGGCCAAGAAAUAUCGCGACGCCCACAGUCGCCUGCAUAUAUCGUAUCGCGAGGAGAAGAACCUAACGGGCACAGCCCGCUAUGCCUCGAUCAAUGCCCAUUUGGGCAUCGAGCAGUCCCGUCGCGACGACAUGGAGUCGCUUGGCUAUGUGAUGAUGUACUUCAAUCGGGGCGUGCUGCCCUGGCAGGGCAUGAAGGCCAACAAUAAGCAGCAGAAAUAUGAUAAAAUCUCUGAGAAAAAGAUGUCCACGCCCAUCGAGGUGCUCUGCAAGGGCUCACCGGCCGAGUUCUCCAUGUACUUGAACUAUUGUCGUAGCUUGCGUUUCGAUGAACAGCCCGACUACAUGUACCUACGUCAAUUGUUCCGCAUUUUGUUCCGAACGCUGAACCAUCAGUAUGACUACAUCUAUGACUGGACAAUGCUGAAGCAGAAGACCCACCAGGGUCAGCCGAAUCCCGCCUUGAUGCUGGAACAGUUGGAGCCACGCAACGAUCGCGAUAAGGAGAAAGAGAAACCGAACUGCAAACCUCCCAUCACCGAGUAAUUCAGCUGAAAGGCAGAUAAAUAAUAAUAAUAAUAAUGCAAAUGCAAAUACAAAUAAAACAAAUAAUUGGGUGGCAAGCGUUAAAAACAAACAGCAGCAGAAUGAAUAACACAAAAUGAAUUGAAAUUGAAAUUGAAAUGGAGUAAACAAAUAAGCAUAAAGAUGAAAUGAAAGAUGUGGAACGGAGGAGGAGACGGAUGUGGAAGCGGAAGCGGAAGCUAGGAUGUUUCUUAUUAUUAAUUUAAAUUCAAUACUAAACAUUUAAGACGAUGACGAAAACAAAACAAA
Molecule: messenger RNA, 1394 nt
Organism: Drosophila mojavensis
Lineage: Eukaryota; Metazoa; Arthropoda; Insecta; Diptera; Drosophilidae
Gene: CkIalpha
Product: casein kinase I
Exons: 3
Coding region: 75-1106 (343 amino acids)
Biological process (GO): negative regulation of canonical Wnt signaling pathway; signal transduction; peptidyl-serine phosphorylation
Cellular component (GO): nucleus; cytoplasm
Molecular function (GO): protein serine/threonine kinase activity; ATP binding
Source: RefSeq, a predicted model, not a curated record